GUCGAAACGUUACUAUCGUGCAGUUAAGAACGCUAUUUUUACCUGACAGUUUUAGUACGUUUUAAUUUUGAAAAAACAGUAUUAACCCUUAAUACUGUAAAACUAGAAUAACACAAAAAAUGGAUGAGUCACUACAGCCCACUUGUUCGUCCUCGAAAGAGCCAUUAUGGCUUGACAAGGAGUACGUGGAGAAAAUCAUACAGCAUUAUUGUAACGAUCAAAAGGUUGUCAUUAGGAAUUUUAUCAAAAAUCCUGCCACCAGUAAAGGCGAAAACUAUUUUAGUGCCUUGUAUUUGCUAGGAGUUGAUUAUAGCACGGAAACGGAUGAGGAAACGGUGAAAAAUGUUUCAUUUAUAUUGAAAACGCGUUUAGAAAAUGAUUUAAUGUCUCAAUUGGAAGAGGACUUUGAUGUUUUUGCUCGAGAGGCUCAGUACUAUACGGUUAUAGGCGAGGAAACUCAAAAGCUAUUGGAUCAGAUCAAGGAUACUACAAUAUUUGCUCCCAAAGCUAUUUAUGUGGAUGAUCGUAUAAUUGUUAUGGAGAACUUAAAAUUGAAGGGAUUCAGUAUAAACGAUGUCAAGCUGGGUUUCAAUUUGAAUCAGUGCCAUUUAGUUUUACAAAAAUUGGCCAAAUUUCAUGCUGUCAGUAUGGUUUUGUAUAAAAAGAAUCCCGAUAUGUUUCGUUAUCAUUUGCCCGGCAAUAUCUCCGAACAUCCCUCACCCAUACAUGAAAUGUAUACGAAAGCAAUAAAAUCGACCAUAGAAUAUUGCAAUAGCCAAGAAGAAUUGCAGAAAUAUGUUCCAAAAUUGGAAAGUUUUAGCACCACCAUUAUAGCAAAAAUGAUCAAUGUUUAUAGUCGUUCGUUAUCAGAUCGUUUUCAUGUGCUCAAUCAUGGUGAUAUGUGGGUGAACAAUUUGAUGUUCCAAGAGCCAAACGACGAGGAAGUUAUAUUUAUUGAUUUUCAAGAGGGUUUUUAUGGCUCGCCUGGCAUUGAUUGGAAUUAUUUAAUGUUUACCUCGUGGCAGGCAGAUGUUUUUCAAACACAUUUGGAUGAUUUAAUCAUGGUGUAUCAUGAAUCACUCUCAGAUAUUUUGCAUAAACUAAAUUAUCAACAACGUAUUCCUACAAUAGAUGAUGUUAAAAAGGAAAUUAUCAACAAAGGUUUCCAUGGCUUAGCUACUGCAACCUGCUUGCUACCCAUUUUAAUAAACGAACAUCCCGAAUUGGCUGAUCCCGAAAAUUUCGUUUUAGAAACUGAAGAGGCUUUAAAAAAUAGACGCAUUAUUUUUCAUAAUCCGAAAUUUGGCGAAAGACUAAAAGUAUUUUUGAAAUAUUUUGAAGAUAUUAAAAUUUUGUGAAAUUUUAAUUUAUGAAUUUGUGGAAUUUUUUCUUUUAUUAAAAACAGUAUUAACAUGACUAUUAUAAACUAUUUUUUUUUUUUGAAAAUGCUGUUAGCACUAAGAAAAUGUUAUUAUUUUUUAUAAAUAAAUUAUUAUUUUAUA
Calliphora vicina (urban bluebottle blowfly) is the source of this 1502-nucleotide messenger RNA. RefSeq lists its product as uncharacterized. NCBI's taxonomy places the organism in Eukaryota, Metazoa, Arthropoda, Insecta, Diptera, Calliphoridae. Bases 120 to 1358 code for a protein of 412 amino acids. The record is from RefSeq and is a predicted model, not a curated record. The transcript has 6 exons.